CGGAACUUUUUUCUGUGGAAACCUAGUGCUUCACCUAACACCGCCUAUCGUUAUGAUAUAGUGAAGUGACCUACUUCACUAACGAAAAAGAUGGGGAAAAAGGCAAAAGUUGGAAAGGCUCGUAAAGAUCGAUUUUAUCAACUAGCCAAGGAGACAGGUUACAGAGCUCGAUCUGCAUUCAAGCUCAUACAGUUAAACAGAAAAUUUGAGUUUUUACAGAAGUCUCGAGUUGUUGUUGAUUUAUGUGCAGCUCCAGGUGGAUGGCUGCAAGUAUGUGUUGAAAAUACUCCAGUUUCUGCUUUGGUUGUUGGUGUGGACCUUGUGCCAAUCAGACCUAUCCCUCGAACCACGUGUCUACAAAAUGACAUCACCACUGAAAGUUGUCGAGUGGCCAUCAAAAAAGAACUCCAGGACUGGAAAGCUGAUAGUGUCCUUAAUGAUGGAGCACCUAAUGUGGGUAAAUCAUGGGUACAUGAUGCUUUUCAGCAAGCCCAGUUAACACUUUCUGCUCUGAGGUUGGCAGCCGGAAUUCUUCGCAAAGGAGGCUGGUUUGUGACAAAGGUAUUCCGUUCGAAAGACUACAACUCACUUAUCUGGGUAUUUAACCAGCUGUUCAAGAAGGUACAUGCCACGAAACCCCAAGCAUCAAGAACUGAGUCUGCUGAGAUCUUUGUGGUGUGUGAGAGCUAUUUGGCACCUGAUAAGCUGGACCCAAAAUUUUUUGAUCCAAAACAUGUUUUCAAAGAAGUUGAGGACACAAAAAUGCUCCUGAAUACAUUUAAGCCAGAACAGAAACAGAGAAACCGAGAAGGUUAUGCUGAUGGACUCACCAAUUUAUACUUCCCUAAAAAUGUAUCAGAGUUCAUUAACAACCAAGAUUAUUUGAAGAUUCUUGCUUCUUGCACAGAGCUAUUGUUUGAUGACCAGUCCAUUUUGGAAGAUCCGCUGACGACAGAGGAAAUAAAGAUGUGUUGUAAGGACAUUCGAGUGCUGGGAAAGAAAGAUAUCAAACGCCUUAUUGGAUGGAGGAAACACAUUUUAAAACAAAGGGAAGCAGACGCACCUCAAGCUCCAGUAGAAGAGGAGAAGGUUGAUAGUGAUGAAGAUGAAGAAAUAAAGCUUCAAGAAUUGCUAGCCACUGCCAAAGAGGAGGAGAGAAAGACAAUUAAAAAACGUCUGAAGAAGAUUCGAGAACAAAAGCUUAAGCUCACACAAAGAAUGGAUAUGAAGAUGGCCUUCCCUGAUGAUGAGAUUGAGCAAAUUGAUGACAUCGGCCUUUUCCAAUUGCAGAAGAUCAAAUCAGAAAAGGGUCUGGAAAAGAUUCAAAAGGGAGAUUUGAGCUUGGCUGAUGAGGAAGCGUUAAUAGAUGAUGAUGACAUUUUCAUUCCUAAAAUAGUUACAAAGGUGUCUUAUAACCGUGACCCAACGGAGAGAGAAGAUUACGAUUACAACAUCGAUAGUGAUGAUGGUGAAGAACCAAAGGCUGAUGAUGACGAUGAUGAUAUCAGCAUGGCGGAAUUAUCUGAUGAUGAUGAACUAGAGGAAUUAGAUGGGAAGAAAAAGGUUGAUGAUGGUGAUGACGGAAUUGAAGAAAAAGAGAAAGAAAAUCCUCUGUUGGUGAGUCUCACUGAGAAACAGACGACAUCUGAAAAAGUGGCAGAAUGGUUUAGCAAGGAUUCAUUCUCUGCUUUGAUUUCAAAAGACGAGAAGGAAAGUGAAGCCAGUGAGGAUGAAAUGAAAGAUGGGAAGGAUGAAAUUGAUGAUCUUAAAAUACCUAGCAAAGCAAAGGCAAAAAAUAAGGAAGAUUUUGAGGUGAUACCAGUGGAUAAUAGUAUUGGUCAACAACAAGUAUUUAGCUCUGACGACGACAAUGAUGAUGAUGAUGAUGAUGAUGAUGAUGAUGAUGAUAGUGAGGAAGAGGAAGACAACUUAACAGCACAUAAAGCAAAAAAGCGAGUUGCACCAGAAUUGGAUCCAGAAGGUCUUGCCCUUGCUGCUAAGAUGGUACAUUCCAAGAAGCAGCGUCGUGAAGUUAUUGAAUCAGGAUAUCACAAAUUCAUGUAUGAUGACCCCAACUUACCACGCUGGUUCUUGAAAGAAGAAGAAAAACAUGCAAGAAAGAAUGUUCCAGUUACAAAAGCUGAAAUGGAAGAAUACAAAAAACAGAUGAAAGAAGUUGAUGCUCGGCCUAUAAAGAAGGUUGCUGAAGCUAAAAUCAGGAAAAAGCUCAGAAUGACAAAGAAACUGCAGAAGGUACGAAAGAGGGCAGAGACAAUUACAGACUGUGUGGACACAUCAGAGAGGGAGAAAUGGCUGAAGAUUAAGGAAAUUUACAAGAAAGCUGGUUUGCUAACGAAACAGAAGAAAGAAGUUUCUUAUGUGAUAUCCAAGAAAGGUGGUGGAACAAAGGGUGCGAAACCCAAGGGACCUUUCAAGGUGGUUGACAGACGAUUAAAGAAGGACAAACGAUCGAUGAGGGCAAAGAAUAAUCAGAAGAAAAAGGGAGGAAAGGGGAAAAAAAAAGUUAAAUAAAAUAUUUGUAUUGUU
Messenger RNA from Octopus sinensis (East Asian common octopus), 2547 nucleotides. Its product is annotated as pre-rRNA 2'-O-ribose RNA methyltransferase FTSJ3. Gene Ontology annotation, cellular component: preribosome, large subunit precursor; nucleolus; nucleus. The record is from RefSeq and is a predicted model, not a curated record. Bases 91 to 2532 code for a protein of 813 amino acids. Lineage: Eukaryota; Metazoa; Mollusca; Cephalopoda; Octopoda; Octopodidae. Gene Ontology annotation, biological process: rRNA methylation; maturation of 5.8S rRNA from tricistronic rRNA transcript (SSU-rRNA, 5.8S rRNA, LSU-rRNA); maturation of LSU-rRNA from tricistronic rRNA transcript (SSU-rRNA, 5.8S rRNA, LSU-rRNA). The transcript has 18 exons. Gene Ontology annotation, molecular function: rRNA (uridine-2'-O-ribose)-methyltransferase activity; rRNA (guanine) methyltransferase activity.